GGUCCUUCGAAGUUCGCUUCCGUAAACAGCUUCUUCAGGAAAUCUAACCUCGCAGUAUGCGAAAUACUUUGAAAAUACACAUGAAAGUUGACCUUAAAGGUUGUAAUGUACUUUCAGCUGUUUUUUGUGCUGGUUUGCUUAUGUAAGUGCAAUUGUUUGAACCAAGAGGAUGAGCAGGAACACUGCGAUGAGCUCAAACGGUGGCUGGAAUCCUCCACUGUGUCCCUGGAGUUCAGCAAGAAAGGCUUUCACAGGGAGGUGACAGCCACUGUUGAGCUCAGACCAGGUGCCCUCAGUGGUGCCAGUGUUUUGCUGCUUUACAGAUGGCCAAGUGGUGUCUUUGUUGAUCCUUAUCAGCUGGCAUCCCUGAGGGAUCAAAGUAACUGGGAGAUACUGCUAGAUUCUGCCAUUGACCUAGAAUUGCCUGCUCACAAGACUUCAGGAUUUCUUACUUAUGUGUUUCCCUCCAACACUGGACCAGCUCCCAGCGUCCUACAAGUAACGAUUCCAGUACACGGCCGCUACCACGAGCCCUCUUUUGCUGGAGAAACGUUCACAUCUGUUCACAUUGAACCUCCUGAGCUGCUGCUGCGAACUGAAAAAUGCACAGAUCUCCAUAGGUUUGAGUCUCGCUUUGUACUGGAUGCUCCCUGCACUGUUAGCAACUCCAGCACAUGUUCAUGGGUUAAAAAAACUCUGCAGCAGGAGCCGAGCACCAUGGGGAUCCUGUUACCGGUUGGUGACGGUUCAGCGACGAAGCUCAUAUGCGGCGGGACUCUUCUGGUCACGAUGAUCUGCUGUGUGACGCUGUCUAAAUACAUGUUGGAACGUCGAAUCAUUUAAGCUGCAGCAGUCAAACGAACUUUUGCUCAUCAGGGUUAUAAUGUGAAAUAGUUUUGUCUGGGACCAGGAUCACUCUCUCUGUUUGCUGUAAACAAAAAAAACGAGCCAUAUCAGGUGGGAAGAAAUUCCAGGGUUUAACAUUAAAUUUACUCCAUGGAGCUUAA
Molecule: messenger RNA, 1007 nt
Organism: Fundulus heteroclitus (mummichog)
Lineage: Eukaryota; Metazoa; Chordata; Actinopteri; Cyprinodontiformes; Fundulidae
Gene: pigx
Product: phosphatidylinositol glycan anchor biosynthesis, class X
Exons: 6
Coding region: 106-843 (245 amino acids)
Biological process (GO): GPI anchor biosynthetic process
Cellular component (GO): endoplasmic reticulum membrane
Source: RefSeq, a predicted model, not a curated record